CGUAGUCAGCGUGCUCGACUCAGCAAUGUUCGACUGCGCCACUCUGGUUUCCGCUCUCGUAAAAGAAGGACCGCGUAACGUCUCCUUCGUUCAUUCACAACCACCUGCUCGUCGAGGAAGCAUCGGAUCUUUUGGUUCGUCUGCCAGUUGCCGAUCGAGUCAUUGGACCAGUCAACAGGAACGGCUUCCAGAGAUACAACUUGCAUAAGAAGAGAAUGAAGAGCAACGCGACUUCCGGUCUUCCGCUGUCGAUCUGUGUAUCGGUCUGCACUCUAGUGAUUCUACUGUCUGUCAGCGAGACAGUUUACGCUAAACGUGGUUGUUCCGCGUUCGGACAUUCCUGUUUCGGUGGACACGGCAAGAGGUUCGAUUCGCAUUUACAGGGCAACGUUCUUCAAGAGAAUCAAAUAGACGCGGCUACCAGCGACAAACAUCAAGAAAUGGAACCUCUACGAAUGCGUAACGAGUUCGUUAUUCCUGGGAGGAAGUUCGAAGGACAAGAAGAGAUGCUUCUUCCUCAGACGCGUAGGCAGGAUUCUACGAGAUUCGACCCUUUCACUUUGUCGUUCAUCGUUCGACAAUGGUUGACGUCGCAACAUCGCCUUCAUCAGCCGGACGUGGAGCUUAAUAACAAAUAAACGGAUAAGCGUUUCUAUUAUACUUUGAAUUCGAAACGAAGAAUUUGGAAAAUAUUAGAUAUCAAAAAUAUGUGAAAUUGAUAAGUGAAAAUAUUUUAACGAAGUAUCUUGGCUGUUAUCGUAUUAUAAUUUUACCAAUUCUUUAUGUUACGUUUCCUUAUACUUCACAAGUAAGAUGAAUUUUACUUUAACGAUUCGUUAAUAUGUAGCAUGUGUGUAUUUUAUUUUUGUUUGCAUCGAACGAAAAUAAUAAAUAGAAACUAUUGUACUU
Bombus impatiens (common eastern bumble bee) is the source of this 909-nucleotide messenger RNA. RefSeq lists its product as uncharacterized. NCBI's taxonomy places the organism in Eukaryota, Metazoa, Arthropoda, Insecta, Hymenoptera, Apidae. The record is from RefSeq and is a predicted model, not a curated record. Bases 216 to 638 code for a protein of 140 amino acids. The transcript is spliced from 3 exons.